CGGAUGAAUGAGACAUUCAGUAUUAUAUGUACAAGUGUUGAGAUUGCUUCGGUCGAGAGAUUAUCCUACAUAAUGUAGUUCUACCGAAUUUUGCAACAUUGAUUCAUACAAAAUCAUUAGUGCCAUAGCCUUACGUAAAAUUAAAAAAAGAUGCUGUUAUUGUUUGUGUAAUUAUUGGCGGGAAUAAAAAGUUCCAAUGAAUGAAAAGUGAAUUCAAAAAGUGUUGUGUAGGUAGGAAGUUAAAAAUCUUAAAAAAAAAGGUACUUACAUACCUAAUUAAGUAAAUACAAUCUGUGAUCGAUAAGGCGAUCGAUUAUCCUACGUGAAGCCUACGGAGAUCCGACCUUAUUUUGAAUUUCGUGGUGAAGCCAGUAAGACGAGAAAAAGAUUAAAAAACAAAACCUGAAACCAGGCGGUGGUCCAUCUUUAAAAAGUGUUUAAAAAAAAAGAAAUAAUUUGUUUUUAAAAAUGAUUAAAAUUUUAGGAAGUCCUCUUUUGCGGCAGUAUGCAGUUGUAAUCAUAGCCAACCUGAGCGCACUAUGCACUGGAUUUGGUCUCGGCUGGUCAUCCCCAGUUCUCGUGAAGUUGACCAACGGGACAGACACCGUUCUCCAGGGACCCAUCACAGUGGACCAAGGGUCUUGGCUGGUAUCCGUAUCUUUUCUAUCUGGAAUACCAGGAAUUUUCCUGACUGGGUACCUCCUAGAUGCGGUUGGUAGAAAGUACUGCUUGAUCUUGUCAUGUGUCCCGCGAAUACCCAUGGCCCUCAUGUACCUGCUCGCCAGGACCUACUGGGUGAUCCUCGCCGGCAGGAUCCUCUCUGGAGUCCUGGACGCCCUCGCUUACACUACGGUCGCCACUUACGCGUCGGAGAUGGCUAGUAAAGAAGUCCGUGGCUCCCUCGGGGCCUUACUCCAAAUUAAUUCUUCAAUCGGCGUACUUAUUGCCCUCGGUGUGGGUCCAUUUGUAUCUUACUGGACCUUGAACCUCAUCUUGCUAUGUGUGGUGACCGGUAGCAGCAUACCUAUACUGUUUCUACCUGACAGUCCCUACUUUCUAUUUUCUAAAGGAAAAACUGAGGAUGCUCGAAAAAUACUUCUAAAACUACGAGGAUCAGAUAUACUAGCACACGAAGAAAUAAAGGAAUACCAAGCUGUCUCUCAAGACGAAGGGAAAGAACUCGUUGCUACAACGGAGCUAUUAAAAAACAAAGUAUUCCUUAAAGGAGCUUUGAUCGCUGUUGUCGUUGGAUUUUGCUCGCAAGCAAAUGGCUAUCCAGCUGUGGCUUAUUAUCUUCAAACUGUUCUGGAAGCAACCAAUACUAGUCUGAGGCCAGAGAUAUCUUCAUUAAUUGUGGGUAGUAUUCAACUGAUGGCCAGUUUUUGCACAACUUUCGUCACUGACAGAUUUGGAAGGAAGGCUAUUUUGAUCGGCACCACUUCUGGGGUCACUCUGGGUUUGGUUGGCUUGGGGACAUUCUUCGAAGUGACGGAGCAUCACGAUGAAGUUACCGGUUUCAUGAACUAUCUCCCUCUUGUGUCGAUUAUAUUAAUUGUGUUCUGCUAUAGUUCUGGUAUAGCAUCAAUACUCUGGGUGUUAGUAUCAGAAGUAUUUGAAGGAAGAACCCGAGCAACGGGCACGUCUUUCGCGAUUCUGGUAGCAACUUCUGCCGGCUUCUUAAUUACCAAAUCCACGCCCUUCUUAACAGGCAGCAUUGGAUACGCAAUGACUUAUUGGGGAUUUGGCGUCAUCUGCAUUUUGUUCUGCCUGUUUACUGCCUUUGUCAUUCCCGAGACCAAAGGCAGGUCCUUCGCAGAAAUCCAAGAAAUAUUGGGAAAGUGAUGUUGGGAAAAGGAACAAUUUAUAGUGAAAUAAAAAUAGUGAUUAGUUAUAAUGAUAGAUAUUCGUUUAUUUAUAAGAAAA
Amyelois transitella is the source of this 1923-nucleotide messenger RNA. Its product is annotated as facilitated trehalose transporter Tret1. The record is from RefSeq and is a predicted model, not a curated record. Gene Ontology annotation, biological process: transmembrane transport. Gene Ontology annotation, molecular function: transmembrane transporter activity. The coding region runs from base 469 to 1842 and encodes 457 amino acids. Gene Ontology annotation, cellular component: membrane. NCBI's taxonomy places the organism in Eukaryota, Metazoa, Arthropoda, Insecta, Lepidoptera, Pyralidae. The transcript has 7 exons.